AAAAAAUGACGUAGCUAACAGAGAGUGUGCGCGCGCGACACAGGGGAGCUCCUCUACGAAGUUUUUGGAUAUGUACUCGAGGGUGUUUUCAUCGAUUCGCUGACUAUUACACGGCAACCAUAGAGCGUUUGUGUGGGUAAUUAGAAAGUUUAUUUGUAAUACGUGUUCAAAAUCCUCGACGCAAAAAAAAAAGAAGAAUAUUCGUUCACAGGGAAGGAAAAAAAAUAACACACUCAUUCGUUAGCGGUCCGCUAGCUAGCUCAUCUAGGGAUAAAGCAAUAUCAGGUACUGCUGGAGCAGUAGCUAGCUUAGCUAUCCUAUCUGGUAGCAGUAGCCGGCUUGUUGAACAUCGUUAAAACAACAUCAUAUAUCAUCAUCAUCAUCAUCAUCAUUAUUAUUAUUAUUAUUACUCGCUCAUGUAGGUCUGAUCUAGACUGAAUGCAGGGAUGCCUGAUGGCGUUUUGUCCGAGUCUCCAUGUUUUACUGUCGCAGCCUGCAGCACCGCUAGCUCACACACACACACACACACACACACACACACACUGACACACAAACACACAUUCACAACAAAGAAACCGGAAGCACUGGAGAGGCGCUGUGUGUGUGUGUGUGUGUGUGUGUGAGAGAGAGAGAGAGAGAGAGAGAGAGAGUGUGUGUGUCAUGAUUACAGGAUGAACGCAGAUCUUUUAAAGCAAAACCAUCCCGUAAAAGUCUCCUCGCAUUGGAUCAUUUCUUUCCUCCUUCCUGAGCCUCAUCUGUCUUUCUGAGGCUCUGUAUUCUCUCAUGAACAGAUAACGAAAAGGCACAACGUGGCAUUCACCAACCGCUUCUUUUCUUCCUUUUGUAUUUGUUUUGUUUUGGUUAGUGAUGCAUUAAAAGUCGACCUGAUACAGUUUUCAUCCCUCCAGUUUACUGUCAGCAUUUUAGAUGCAGCCCAUUCUAUCUGUAAGUUCAUUUCGACAUGAGAAAAUCUUAUUAAAACUAAAAUGGUAUGAUCCAUCUAGGUUUUGUUUUUUUGUUUUUUUUGUUAAUCAUCUGUCACCCUUAAAAAGUCCAGUUAAUGUAUUUAGAUUGUACUUGUUAAAUUUUAUAACUAGAAUGACCUGAUCUGUUAUUGAACACCAAGACUGAUGCUGAUCAAAUAAUUGGAUUCAAAUCUGAUUAGAAUCGACCUAUUUUCCAAUCCAGUUCACUUGAGCGAUUACCGUGAUGCAGAUCAUGCACAUGAGCACAGCACACAAUGUGGUAUCAAGCCAAUACCCGUCAUUUUUGAUAUCAGAAUCACUUUGUACGUUACAGCUCAGAAAAUGGGAAUGCUAUUCAGUACACAGACCGAGAAGCAGAGGUAUCUCUGUUAUAAAGAAAAAAAAAAAUAUUUCAUUAUAGGUACCUGGCUGUUAAUGGUGAAGAGACUUAAUGUCCAGAGGCUGAGAGGGUACAACAAGGAUGUCUGGAGAUCCCUUUUCAUCUAUUGGAUCAUCAGUUGUAUCGGCAAACUUCAAGAAACGGAAGUCACGCUUCACAUUUUCUGAGGUUCAACUUCUGCUGACUGAGGUGAAGAGAAAUCGCCACAUACUGGUGGGUAAAUUCAAUCAGGGAGUCUCCAGUGAUGUUAAGAAGCGAACAUGGGCCGCUCUCACAGCUCGCAUCAACGAGAUCAGUGAGUGUCACAGAGAGGUCAUCGAGAUCGUGAAGAAGUGGUCUGAUCUCAAGUGUGACACCAAACGCAAGGUGGCAGCCAUGAGAGCUUCCGGCUUCUCUGCUGCACGCAUUACCGACGACCUUUCUCCUGUAGAGAGAAUGGUGCACCAGAUCCUCCAGGCUGGACCAGGGGAGAAGUUCCCAGUGUCAGAUAGUAUUGCAGAUGAGGAUGAGGACAGCCAAGGUGCCUCUGCGAUACCACCGCACAUUCCUGGUACAGCAAACGGCAGGCUGCCCAUCAAGCCUCAGGUUAUGCCACACCACUCUGGCAUGAGCAGCAAAGGAGACACAGAUCUGCCACUGGAUAUACCUUGCAGUUAUGAUUCUGCAGUGCCUCUCACUGACCUCGAACCAUCAGGCACAGAAGACCAGGGCCUUGGAGUCAGUGACGCAAAAUAUCAGUCUAAUCCAAACAAGAUACUCCCUGACCUGUCCACCCCUGACAGAGACCUUAUCAAAACUGAAACGCAGCCGAAGGAAUCAAGCAAUAGUACAGACCAUGCAGGAAGCACUUCCCGUGCAUCUGUUUCCCGUCUUGGAUCGCAAGGCCCAGGAAGUCUGCAGGAGCAUCUCGCCAAGAGCGCCUCCCUCAGCUUACAGGAGCAACAAGCCACCACCGUGCUGAUAGGGACCGUGUCACGUUCACUGGAGUCAGUGGCCGAGUCUGUGCAGCGGCUAGUGCAGACACAGCAGGAGUAUGCACGGGACACACUGCGUCUGCAGAGAGAUACACUGCAUGUACUACGUGACUUUUCCUCCAGUGCACUGGCACUGAUGCAGGACAAAUCUAAAGGUCACCCAUAGCACCUGUAUCUCACCUAAAUGUACUCUACACUAGUGAUGGGCAUUUUGAGUAAAUUUGUUGUCAAGUACUUAACCCUAUAAAAAGCUAUUUAAUCUUUAACGUAAACACUUUUCUUUUAGAUAUUUUGCUUCACUUAAGAUCCUGCAUUUUUAUAACUGUCAGGCUCAGUGGCAAGAACCACAGCCAACUGACUCAAUUCGAACUGACUUGGACAGCAAUAAUGUUAUAAUUUUAUACUGUCAUGCUUGGAGUAGCACCAUACUAUGCUUUAUAUUGCAAAAAACUUGCAAUAUAUUAUUUCAUUCUGUUUACUGAUUCAUAUCAAAAUGUAACUGAUUUGGAUUUAUUUAUUUGCCUACAGUAAUGGUUUUUUUUUUUUCACUGAUAUUUUGUAUUUCUUACAUGGCCUAGGAUUUAUGUAAAACUGGGCAUAUCUGGGUGCAAGAAGCAUCUUCAGGGACAAAAUUCAGUAAAGCUCCAUUAAAACAUUUUCCAGAGAUGCUUAAUCCAACAUGAAUGUGGCAGAUGGUUGGUAUGCUGAAUUUUAAUAUUCACCAACUCGAAUUUUUAUUUAACCAACUGACUCAAACUAACUCAAAAAUGUGAAUAAAAAGUAAAAAAAAGUCUAAUUAUCUAAAGAGCUCAGUUUUUGGUACUGUAGUAGCCACCAUAUAAAUAACAGUUUCUAAAUGUGAUUGUUUUUUCAGUGUCUUUAUGUGAAGGUGCUCUGCUAUCCUAGUACAAUUUUUUCUUCUGGCACUGAUGUGGAAGUCACAUAUGAAUAUUGAUAAAUGAUGUGUUUUUGUAGUGCUGCUGUAUUUUUAAAGUCUGACAAUAUUUCAACAUUCCCUGUUUUCUCAAAGAUUAAAGCAAUGCCUUGUUUGGUUUUAUCACCAGAGCGGCAGGCUGAGAAAUAUGUGGUCGCAUGUCUGCCUCAUAUAGCCCCUGUUGAAAAUGACAGCACAUUUUUUCACAUCUGCUAUAAGCCAAGCAUGGCAAUGCUUUAAUCAAUUCAGUUUUUCCCCAUUGAGUUGGUAAUUGAACUGGUUAUGUUGUUACACAAUGAAUACUUCAUUAGUGCCCAUCACUAGUCUAUACACUUCAGCUUUAAGCUAUAGGAUGUUCUCUGGAGAACAAGGAGGGACUGUUGAACUAAAUAAACAGUACAGUUAUAUGCCUCAGGAGUAUAUAAUAAAAGUCCACUACAGCGUUCAGCUACCUCCCUCUCAGUGUUCAUAGUGAUCACAGGACUCAUAAAUGCACUAAUACUGCUUUGUGUGCAGGAGCCUUUUCAAACAAGCUCUCCCACAUCUAGCGAUGGAGUCAUGUGGAAAGGCUGGUAUGGAACAACUGGAAAGUAGCAUUAGUUCAGCAAACUGUUUUUCAGAUCAGAGCUGUCUCUUUGUUGAAACCUGUUGACUGUUCGGACCAGUGAUAAGACACGCCUAUUCUAAAUUGAAUAAAGCUUUAUUUAAUGAUGCAAUGUAAGUACGCUUCUGUAAUAGUUUUAAAUUAUGAGUGAAUUUAAAACAAGUCUAUUUAUCUGAAAUGCUCAGUUUGUGGUAUUUUAGCCACUAUGUACGUCAUAGUGUCUUUUGAUUUGAUUUGAUUUUUUUUUAUUUUUUGUUCUUUAUAUGUGACUUACUAACAUUUCAAACUUCUGUUUUCUCAUGCAAAUGUUAAAACUCAGAUCUUAUCUGAAUUAUUAGACAUUGUGUGGACCACAUUUUUCAGUAAAUUUGCCGGUUUUCUAACCUUUACUGUUGACCUUUAACUACCUUUAAUUAUGAAGCGGUUACUUUUUGUAUUUAAAAGAAAUUUCCUCUUUGUAGUUACCAGUGCCAUAUGAUAUAUGAUUCUGAAAGUGCUCAAUAAGGAUACCUUUCAUACAGCUUCCACUGAUUCCUUG
Molecule: messenger RNA, 4415 nt
Organism: Hemibagrus wyckioides
Lineage: Eukaryota; Metazoa; Chordata; Actinopteri; Siluriformes; Bagridae
Exons: 4
Coding region: 1447-2505 (352 amino acids)
Cellular component (GO): nucleus
Source: RefSeq, a predicted model, not a curated record